AUGGCGUUGGUGGCGGCGAAGCAGAAGCAGAAGCAGCAGAACGCGUCGAUCGGGAGGCGGGCGUGGCGGCUGCUGCGCCUGGCGGUGCUCUGGGCGCGGAGGGGCAGCGCGGUGCACAGCCUCCGCCUGCUCAGCAGCCUGCGCCGCGCCGGCGUGGGCCUCGGCGUCCGCAGCGGCGGCGGCCGCGGCGACCGGCUGCGGUACGGGGAGAGGGAGUACUCGAUCGAGGAGACACCGGCGUUCCGGUUCCGUACGCCCUCCGCGCGAGUGCUCCGCCUCAUCCCCUGCAUCGCCCCCGCCGUCGCGGACACGCCCGGGUUCUACGGCGACGAGGACCGCUACUUCUUCUGCCGCCGCGACACGGAGCCCGGGUGCAGCGGCACCGGGUACUACUACAAUGGCGAGCCGAGCGAGUGCGGCGGCGAGGAGGACGAGAUCUUUCGCGUCGGCGCGGCGGAGGAGCAGCUGCUCGAGCUAUCCAUGCUGGAGGCGACAGCCGCCGCCGCGACGGAGGGUGCUGGUGGUGAGGACACCGGCGUGGACGCUAAGGCGGAGCAGUUCAUCGCCAAAUUCCACGCGCAGAUGAAGCUGCAGAGGCAAAUCUCUUGGCUGCAGUACAACGAGAUGAUGGAGAGGAGCCUCCGCUAG
Messenger RNA from Oryza brachyantha (malo sina), 648 nucleotides. RefSeq lists its product as uncharacterized. The record is from RefSeq and is a predicted model, not a curated record. Bases 1 to 648 code for a protein of 215 amino acids. The transcript has a single exon. NCBI's taxonomy places the organism in Eukaryota, Viridiplantae, Streptophyta, Magnoliopsida, Poales, Poaceae.